Messenger RNA from Mustela lutreola (European mink), 6157 nucleotides. It is a transcript of the gene STXBP5, whose product is annotated as syntaxin binding protein 5. Gene Ontology annotation, biological process: regulation of exocytosis; regulation of protein secretion. Gene Ontology annotation, molecular function: GTPase activator activity; myosin II binding; syntaxin binding. The coding region runs from base 147 to 3605 and encodes 1152 amino acids. The transcript has 28 exons. The record is from RefSeq and is a predicted model, not a curated record. Gene Ontology annotation, cellular component: cytoplasm; plasma membrane; SNARE complex. Lineage: Eukaryota; Metazoa; Chordata; Mammalia; Carnivora; Mustelidae.
CCAGCUGCCUCCUUCCCCUCACACUCCCACUCUGCCCCACUCCUCCGUGUCCUCGGUGGAAGCUGCCCUCGGCCCGGGCUCGUUUCCCGCGCCGGGGGACGCCCCUUGCCUCCCCUCGCGGGUUGCGGGGGAGCUCCGCCGAGACCAUGAGGAAAUUCAACAUCAGGAAGGUGCUGGACGGCCUGACCGCCGGCUCGUCCUCGGCCUCGCAGCAGCAGCAGCAACAGCAGCACCCGGCUGGGAACCGGGAGCCCGAGAUCCAGGAAACGCUCCAGUCCGAGCACUUUCAACUCUGCAAGACUGUUCGCCAUGGAUUUCCCUAUCAACCUUCAGCCCUGGCCUUUGAUCCUGUACAGAAGAUCCUGGCAGUUGGAACUCAGACUGGUGCUUUAAGGCUCUUUGGUCGUCCAGGAGUAGAAUGUUAUUGCCAGCAUGACAGUGGAGCUGCAGUAAUCCAACUUCAGUUCCUGAUUAAUGAGGGAGCUCUUGUGAGUGCCUUGGCUGAUGACACCUUACAUUUAUGGAAUUUACGUCAAAAGAGACCUGCCAUACUACAUUCACUUAAAUUUUGCAGAGAAAGGGUUACAUUUUGCCAUCUGCCUUUCCAGAGUAAGUGGCUCUAUGUGGGCACUGAGCGAGGUAAUAUACAUAUUGUCAAUGUGGAGUCCUUCACACUCUCAGGCUACGUCAUUAUGUGGAAUAAAGCCAUUGAACUGUCAUCUAAAUCUCAUCCAGGACCAGUUGUCCAUAUAAGCGAUAACCCAAUGGAUGAAGGAAAGCUUUUGAUUGGCUUUGAAUCAGGAACAGUGGUGUUAUGGGACCUCAAAUCAAAGAAAGCCGACUACAGAUACACGUAUGAUGAGGCUAUUCACUCUGUUGCUUGGCAUCAUGAGGGAAAACAAUUUAUUUGCAGUCAUUCAGAUGGUACCUUGACUAUAUGGAAUGUGAGGUCUCCAGCCAAGCCUAUACAGACAAUCACUCCACAUGGAAAACAAUUAAAGGAUGGGAAGAAGCCAGAACCCUGCAAACCUAUCCUCAAGGUGGAAUUCAAAACGACUAGAUCUGGGGAACCUUUUAUUAUUUUAUCAGGAGGUUUGUCCUAUGAUACUGUAGGAAGAAGACCCUGCUUAACAGUUAUGCAUGGGAAGAGUACUGCUGUGCUGGAAAUGGACUAUUCAAUUGUUGAUUUUCUAACGCUGUGUGAAACACCAUACCCAAAUGAUUUUCAGGAACCAUAUGCUGUAGUAGUUCUUCUGGAAAAGGAUUUAGUACUUAUAGACCUGGCACAAAAUGGAUACCCUAUAUUUGAAAAUCCCUACCCUUUGACUAUACAUGAAUCCCCUGUUACAUGUUGCGAAUACUUUGCUGAUUGUCCUGUGGACCUUAUUCCUGCACUUUAUUCUGUUGGAGCUAGACAGAAGCGGCAAGGUUACAGCAAAAAGGAAUGGCCCAUUAAUGGAGGUAAUUGGGGCUUGGGUGUUCAAAGUUACCCAGAAAUAAUUAUUACAGGGCAUGCUGAUGGGUCAGUUAAGUUCUGGGAUGCUUCUGCAAUAACUCUACAAGUAUUAUAUAAACUAAAGACAUCUAAAGUAUUUGAAAAGUCAAGAAAUAAAGAUGAGAGGCCAAACACAGACAUUGUAGAUGAAGAUCCGUAUGCCAUUCAGAUCAUCUCCUGGUGUCCAGAAAGUAGAAUGCUGUGCAUAGCUGGAGUUUCCGCUCAUGUUAUUAUUUAUAGAUUCAGCAAACAAGAAGUGAUUACAGAAGUCAUUCCAAUGCUUGAAGUUCGAUUGUUAUAUGAGAUAAAUGAUGUGGAAUCCCCAGAGGGAGAACAGGCACCGCCUUUGCCAACACCAGUUGGGGGUUCCACUCCUCAGCCCAUUCCUCCUCAGUCUCAUCCUUCUACCAGUAGCAGUUCAUCUGAUGGGCUUCGUGAUAAUGUCCCUUGUUUAAAAGUUAAAAAUUCACCACUUAAGCAGUCUCCAGGUUAUCAGACAGAACUAGUUAUUCAGUUGGUAUGGGUCGGUGGAGAACCACCACAACAAAUAACCAGCCUGGCAGUCAAUUCUUCGUAUGGAUUGGUAGUUUUUGGCAAUUGUAAUGGCAUCGCAAUGGUAGACUACCUCCAGAAAGCAGUACUCCUCAACCUGGGCACUAUUGAAUUAUAUGGCUCCAAUGAUCCUUAUCGGAGAGAACCCCGGUCUCCUCGUAAAUCUCGACAACCUUCAGGAGCAGGUCUGUGUGAUAUUAGUGAAGGGACUGUUGUCCCAGAGGAUCGCUGCAAAUCUCCAACUUCUGGUUCUUCAUCACCACACAAUUCAGAUGAUGAACAAAAAAUGAAUAAUUUUAUAGAAAAGGUGAAGACCAAAAGCAGAAAGUUUUCCAAGAUGGUAGCCAGUGAUAUAGCAAAGAUGUCAAGGAAGUUAAGCUUGCCUACUGACCUAAAGCCUGACUUAGAUAUAAAAGAUAAUUCCUUCAGCCGAUCACGGAGUUCCAGCGUAACCAGCAUUGAUAAAGAAUCUCGAGAAGCAAUUUCUGCUCUUCAUUUCUGUGAAACUUUUACUCGAAAGGCAGAUUCAUCUCCCUCCCCAUGUUUAUGGGUUGGUACUACAUUGGGAACAGUGCUAGUUAUUGCACUGAACCUUCCCCCAGGAGGAGAACAAAGACUUCUUCAGCCAGUCAUUGUCUCUCCAAGUGGUACUAUAUUGAGGUUAAAAGGGGCGAUCCUGAGAAUGGCAUUCCUGGAUACCACAGGCUGCUUAGUGCCACCCGCGUAUGAAUCCUGGAGAGAACACAAUGUUCCUGAAGAAAAAGAUGAAAAGGAGAAAUUAAAGAAACGACGACCUGUCUCCGUAUCCCCCUCCUCUUCUCAGGAAAUUAGUGAAAACCAGUAUGCCGUGAUAUGUUCUGAAAAGCAAGCAAAAGUCAUCUCACUGCCAACUCAGAACUGUGCUUACAAGCAAAACAUUACAGAGACCUCAUUUGUGCUUCGUGGAGAUAUCGUAGCAUUGAGUAACAGUAUUUGCCUUGCCUGCUUCUGCGCUAACGGACAUAUUAUGACUUUUAGUUUGCCAAGUUUAAGGCCUCUACUGGAUGUAUAUUACUUGCCCCUUACCAACAUGCGGAUAGCCAGAACAUUCUGCUUCACCAACAAUGGACAAGCAUCAUAUCUUGUUUCACCUACAGAAAUCCAGAGACUCACUUACAGUCAAGAGACCUGUGAAAAUCUUCAGGAAAUGUUGGGUGAACUCUUCACUCCUCUAGAAACACCUGAAGCACCAAACAGGGGAUUCUUUAAAGGCUUAUUUGGAGGUGGUGCACAAUCUCUUGAUAGAGAAGAACUGUUUGGAGAAUCAUCCUCAGGAAAGGCCUCAAGGAGUCUUGCACAGCAUAUCCCUGGCCCUGGCGGCAUUGAAGGCGUGAAAGGAGCAGCAUCUGGAGUCGUUGGUGAAUUAGCACGAGCCAGGUUGGCACUAGAUGAAAGAGGGCAGAAACUUGGUGACCUGGAAGAAAGAACUGCAGCUAUGUUGUCCAGUGCAGAUUCAUUUUCUAAACAUGCACAUGAGAUGAUGUUGAAAUACAAAGAUAAGAAGUGGUACCAGUUCUGACAACCAGAAAUCCAAAUAAGUCCAACUUCAGCCAGAAGGAAAAAGAAUUUUCCUUUUUUAUUUUAUUGAUUUCACUUUAGGAAAGUUAACAUUAAAGGGAUGUUCGUCACUGGAUACUGUUCUUUCCUAGCACAAUCAUGCACUGUUUUACCUCAGUCAUGUGGCUUUACCUAAGGAGUGUCCACGCACACUCAAAGUGGAGUAGGUGGUAUGUGCCGGCUAUGAGUUGACAGUUUGGGAACUAAGCAGGUCACAUGUUACAAAUGAAGAAACAAAGGGGAGUGUGGAGGAGACCUGGCAGGGACUAUUCCUGGAUCAUUCCUGUAUUAAACUUUCAUAUGCCAAAAGAUUUUGUGCUGUUGUAUCUGCCAUCAGUGUUUGACCUCUUUGAGGGAGAGACAGUAAGUCAGAAGUCCUGAAGCUGAAGUAGUUUGUUUGUGUCAUUGACUGAAAUAUAAACAGCUGUCUUGGACUUUCCCUCCCUUAAACUGAAUGGUCAUCAGUAUCAUUAGUGAAAAAGAAACAAACUGUUGGUUACCAUAUCUUUAGACAGAUAAGCUGAAUGGUGGGCUUUAAAUAAUAAAAACAUACACAUAGUUGACUUGUGUAUGGGCUACUCUUGGAUUCUUGUUAUUGUAUACUUGUGUUUAGUCCAUAUUUUGUCAAAAGCAAAACAAGGUGAUACAUCACUUUUCAUUGAAAAGAAAAGUGUAGAGCAUGACUGAACUGCUCAUCAUUCUGGGAGUUUCCAUGUAGUGGCUAUACAGUGUGGAAAGUGAGAAAAACCUCCAUUGUGGUGAGGAGAAUACUUCAAUGUCCCUUGUCCUCGUUCUCAUUAAUUCAGCUAAAGGUGGAUUUGACCAAAAUAGUUACUGGUUAAAUUUGUAGAAAUGUUGAAAUUGGCUAAGUUUUUAAUUUUGCUUGAAUUUUUAUAAAAUGUUUAACCAAAUGUACCUUUGCAUUAUUUAAUUAAAAUUGCUAAAAACAAUGUUUCAUUAUUUCAGUAAAAUGCUCAGCUCCCUUUUUAAAAUACCCUUUAUUUGCUAACAGUUCCAGUACACUCAGGUGAUGAGCCAAUUAAAUCUUAGUGCACAUGCUGUCGCAUGGAAAAUUAACAAGCAUCUGUUGUCAAUAAUUAUCUAUAUAAGAGUCUAGUCUGAUGACCUACAAAAUAUUUUCUGUAGAAAUAUACUAUAAAUCUGUACAUGUCCUUUCGAGGUUUUAAAAAGCCAAAAGGAAAGGAAAAUAUGUGCAUUUUUGGUAACUAAAUUAUUUCUGUAUUGGAGUAUAAUGCAAGUGAGACUGUCAGUGAAAAACAAAUGAUCUGUUCCUAAGACAGCAUUGCAGACAGGGAAGAGAUGACUUUGUAGACCUGGAAGUAAGUGAUAUCAUAACACAGGCUCAUCUGAGAUGAUUAUUGGUGGUUCUUAAAGCAACAAAGGAAGAGCAAAAUGGAAGCAUUAUACUUACUCUUAAUGAAAUUUAAAUAUUUUCUUCUAUAAAAAAUUGUUUAAAACAUUUUCUUUUUUCAUUAAGAGAUAAACAGCACAAAUUGAUAGCAAACUUGAUGGUUGCUUUUUCUAUUCCAUAUGAUCAUUUAAGGUAUGUGUAGAACAUCUUAAUUUCACACAGUCUGUUAUGCAUCUUUUCCUCUUUAUUCUUUUCAUUAAUAAAGCUUUUAUGUUUACAUUUUGUAAUGUGCACUAUGGGAUACAAACGUUUACAUUAAAAUUUACUUUGAAUAUCAUUAGGGAGGGACUAAAUAUAUGUGAUUAGAGAUAAUUGAUCGAGCCAAAAUAAAUAUUUUUAAAGUAAUCUUUUUCAAAAGGUUUUGAAUUUGUAGAAAAUACCUAUGGAUAACAUGUUUCUGUUUAGUUAAUGCCAGCGAUACGGUGAAAAGUCAGAAGUUUACAGAUGGCGAGUUUUGUAUCCUAUGUUAUCUAACAAAUCCGUUGUUCCAUGAUCUGUCACAGGAAGUAUUAGGCCCUUUUUUAAGGUAGAGUUUUGAGAAUGUCAUCAAUAAAAUUAACAGUAUAGAUUUGAAGUUGAGAAGCAUUAAGUAAAAUAAUAUACUGGUGGAUUCCUCAUUAGGUAGAAGGGCAUAUUAGCUCCAAUUAUUUAAAUUGCUCUGUUAUUUUGUGUUAAUUGUACAUCAGCUUUAUUUCUGUGGUCAUUUUUCCUGAUGUAUAUAAAAUGAAUUAAUCCUGUAAUUAUUUUCAAAUAGAGAAGUAGAUACAUUUAUCUGAGAUGGAUUUUAUAAGAAAAUGUUAAAUCAAUAUUUUGAGUUAUUUUAUUUUGUUUUUAAAUUAAUCUACAGAUUAUGCACAGCAAACCUAGAAACUCAUUUAGAACUAGAAAGCUUGAAGUAUUUUUGAGAAUAGGAAAUAGCUUCUCCGAGUUAUACUUGAUUCAGUCUGUAGAUAAGAGACAGUCUGCAGUAAUAACUAACCCAGGGAAUUUAUUGUAAUUUGAGAGGUAACAUCUUUUUUUUUUUUUUUUUUUAAGUGCAAAAAGUAAGUCACCAGCAAGCCAGGAUUUCAGGAAAACAAACC